AUGAACGUCUGCCCCCUUGUCGAGAAGAAGCCGCGCCACCGCCUCAUGCCCAACUUUAGACGCCCCGAUCAGUGCCGACUGUCCAUAGUAAUCCUGAGCAUUGACACCCGCCCCCUUCUCGAUAAGAAGCCGCGCCACCUCCUCAUGCCCGUUCUCAGACGCCCUGAUCAGUGCCGUCCUUCCAUCACUGUCCCGAGCAUGAACGUCUCCCCCGUUGUCGAUAAAAUGCUGCGCUACCGCCUCAUGCCCGUUCUCAGACGCCCAGAUUAG
Emericellopsis cladophorae is the source of this 270-nucleotide messenger RNA. RefSeq lists its product as uncharacterized. Bases 1 to 270 code for a protein of 89 amino acids. NCBI's taxonomy places the organism in Eukaryota, Fungi, Ascomycota, Sordariomycetes, Hypocreales, Bionectriaceae. The transcript has a single exon. The record is from RefSeq and is a predicted model, not a curated record.